Messenger RNA from Paramecium pentaurelia, 1260 nucleotides. The record is from the annotation of a GenBank genome assembly. NCBI's taxonomy places the organism in Eukaryota, Ciliophora, Oligohymenophorea, Peniculida, Parameciidae.
AUGAUUGAAGAAUUUCACAAAAGACUUCAUUAAAAUAUUGAUCUAUCUCCAUUAUUAGAAGCACUCAAUCAAAUUCCAUAAUUACCAGCAAUCGAUUAUCAUCCACAAUUAAAUGAUGAUGAAAUAUAAUUAUUAAUAAAGAUCUUAGAUCAUCAAGAAUUAAUUAGAUAAGAUAAAUUGUAGUCUAAGUUGAUUAUUGAAUUCAAAUAAUUGAUUGAUCAAAUAACUCUUAAAGAAUCUACAUUUUAUUUAAGCUGUGUUGAACAAUUUGAAAAACACGUAAAAAAUUUAGAUUAUCAUUCAUAACGUGAGAUAUCAAAUUGGUCAUUAUCUAAUUUAUCAAUCUAAAGUGUUUAAUGGAUUUUGAGUAACUGUAUUUUAUUGCCAGAGUUGAAUUAAACAAUGAUUCAAAAAUUUCAAUAGCUAAUUCUUAAUCAAUUAGAAUUAAUUCAAUAAGAAGAAUAAAUAAUGGAUUAAGUUCUAUUUUAAUCAAAUAAUAUCUAAGUCUUUGUUAAAAAUGAAAAUCUAAUUCUUAAAUCGAAUUAUCAUAUAAAUAGGUAGAGUGAAAUGAUUAAUAUUCUCGUUGGAUUUCUUACAUAUUUUAAUUAUAUCAAUAUAGAUAUCUAAGAGUUUUUAAUAAAAACAAUAUCAUCAAAAUAUAGAUAACAUUUUAUAGCAUUAUAGAAUCCAGUUUUUGAUGAAGUAAAAGUGAUUGAAAAAUAUGAAAAAUAAAUAAAAUAAUGUUUAGAAUAGGCAAAUCUUUCUGAAAUAAUUGACAAAUAAUAUCAUUUUACAUAAUUAGAUAAGUUGAAAUAAAACUUAAUAAAAUUUAAGAAUCAUUAUGUUGAGGUUAUAGAUAAAUUACAAUUUAAAUAAUAAAAAUAAUAAAAUUGGAAUUUAGGGUUUUUCAAAUCUAAAACAGAAACCACAUAAAAAAUACCAAAUUAAAUAUUUGAUUAAAUGCAAAAUGAUUGGAAAGUAUUAGAUACAUUUUUAUAAAAUAAUACAGAUAAAAAUGAAUAAAUAUAUCAACUUAUAUUUGAUCAUAUUAGAUUAUUAGAUGUAUGUUUGGAUUACAAAGAAUUCCAACAUAAUUUUCAAUCUCUUAAUUUUUAUGUUACAAUUUAUACCUAAAUUGAUUAAAGAUUGAUUAAGUUAUUGCAUAGUUGGAAAAACGAACUCUUAAUAGAUUACAUAUAUAAUAUUAAAAUAAAAUUAAGACAUUAUUCAUUUUAAGCUAGCGAAUUUAUUGAUAUUUGA